AUGCGAACCAAGUACAUCGAUGAAGUGAUCAUGGAGAACGAGAAGUCGAUCAAGCAGAUCGUUCUGCUUGGCGCGGGAAUGGACACUCGCGCACUCAGACUGCCUCUGGGUUCUGACACGACUGUGUUUGAGGUGGACCAGGCACAUCCAGUACAAGACCUCGAUGCUGCAGUCCGUGGCCAAGCACAUCACUCCGCGAUCCAAGGCCAAGAACUGUCAUGUCUCUGCCGAUCUCUGUUUUGCCGACCAGUGGACCACGGUGUCAAUGUGUGA
This is a messenger RNA of Acytostelium subglobosum LB1, 273 nucleotides long. RefSeq lists its product as hypothetical. Gene Ontology annotation, molecular function: methyltransferase activity. The transcript has a single exon. Bases 1 to 273 code for a protein of 90 amino acids. Gene Ontology annotation, biological process: methylation. NCBI's taxonomy places the organism in Eukaryota, Evosea, Eumycetozoa, Acytosteliales, Acytosteliaceae. The record is from RefSeq and is a predicted model, not a curated record.